Molecule: messenger RNA, 240 nt
Organism: Clunio marinus
Lineage: Eukaryota; Metazoa; Arthropoda; Insecta; Diptera; Chironomidae
Source: the annotation of a GenBank genome assembly
AUGGAUUUCGGCAAAGCGAGCAAAACGAAACGAAGAAGUGAAAUAUGGAAUCUAAACGAAAACAUCCUAAGCCCUUUUUUUCUUCUUCAAAAACAACAACAGCAAAAAAAAACAAAAAUAGAAAACAAAAUAAGGGAAAGAGAAGAAAUAUUCACACCAUUUAUUCGCAAUCAUUCUCGAUGUCCGGGGAAAUGUUUUUCUUUUCUCGCAUCAAAGAACCUUUUCAUGGAAAAUGCGUGA